CUGGUCAUGCAAUCAAACAUAACAAAAAUCCAAAAAUCCAUUCAAGGUCUCACGCUGGAGAAUCAUGAUGAGAAUGCUGGUAAUUCCGAGACGAUCUCUACAGAUAAUAUUAUUUCGCACCAAUACCUAGUCAACCGUAGUUUCUUUGGAAAGAUUAUUGGUAGAGGAGGAAGUACUAUUAAACAGCUCAGGAACGACACUGGGGCACAAAUUGAUGUCAUUCCAGGAAGAGAUUCGAUAACUAUCAAGGGUACUCAGGACAAAGUAGAUAAAGCGAUUGAAGCGAUUGACAAGCUGGUGAAAGGGACUCAUUCUGCUUCUAGACCUACUCACUUCUUGUCUAUUCCUGUGUCGUCUACUUUAUUGACACAACAAUUGGAUCAAUUCUAUUCUUCGAUCCUUUCUCCGACAUUUGGAUGCCAGGGACUUGAUCCUUCAAUGUUGGUUUCCCAUAAGAAUCUGCACAUCACAGUUGGGGUAUCAAAAUUGACGAGCCAAUCCGACAUCGCAAAGGCAGCCGAGUUCCUUAAAGAUCAUCUCCCGAAUGUAGUCAACUCUGUUAUCAAAGACAACGACAGACUCUCUGUACAUAUCCAUAACUUGAAGACAAUGCAAGCCGAUCCAUCCAAGGCCCAUGUGGUUUACAUCGAAGCUCAUGAUGAAUCAAAAGAUCAAUUGUUGGAUAAAUUAUGUGUUGGAUUGAGGAAUUCAAUGAUUGAAGCUGGUUUGAUGGUUGAUGAAAGUAGACCUUUAAAGAUUCAUAUUACAUUGAUCAAUUCCAGUUACCGUAAAGAGGAAGGCAAACCCAAGAAUAGUAGACGAGAGACUUUUGAUGCUCGACCAAUCUUGGAUAGUUUUGCUAGCAUCGACUUUGGUGAUGUUCCACUAAACAAACUACAUUUGAUGCGUAUGGGAAAGAGAGGACCUGAAGAUACUUAUGAAAGUGUUGAAUCAAUUGCUCUUGAAUGAUUAAAUGUAAUAUAUGAUUUAUAUAUAUAUAUAUAUAUAUAUAUAUAUAUAAAUAAAAGUGUAUGUAAUGUUUAAUGGUGUAAUAUGUAAUGCUUAGUGUGUUUGUGUAUUAAUAUAAAAUAAAUAUAAAUAUAAAUACACGU
This is a messenger RNA of Phycomyces blakesleeanus NRRL 1555(-), 1112 nucleotides long. RefSeq lists its product as hypothetical. Bases 7 to 969 code for a protein of 320 amino acids. The transcript is spliced from 7 exons. Lineage: Eukaryota; Fungi; Mucoromycota; Mucoromycetes; Mucorales; Phycomycetaceae. Gene Ontology annotation, biological process: regulation of DNA-templated transcription; DNA alkylation repair. Gene Ontology annotation, molecular function: RNA binding. Gene Ontology annotation, cellular component: nucleus. The record is from RefSeq and is a predicted model, not a curated record.